This is a messenger RNA of Setaria italica (foxtail millet), 899 nucleotides long. Its product is annotated as protein TsetseEP-like. Bases 47 to 589 code for a protein of 180 amino acids. The record is from RefSeq and is a predicted model, not a curated record. Lineage: Eukaryota; Viridiplantae; Streptophyta; Magnoliopsida; Poales; Poaceae. The transcript has a single exon.
CUUCCGUUCUCUGCAUCCAGAACACAGAGUUGAUCGAUAAGAAGCCAUGGCUUCCACGAACACCAUGUCCUCCUUCAUGCUCGUCCUGGCGUUGCUGCUCUCAUGCGGUGGCAUGAGCAACGCGGCGCGGCGGAUGCAGGAGCUCCCGAAGCCUGACCUGCCGCCUCUUCCCAAGCCUGAAGAACCGAAGCCUGAGCCCCUGCCGGUGCCGCCGCAGCCCCUGCCGAACCCUGAGCCGCUGCCGGUACCGCCACAGCCCCUGCCGAAUCCUGAGCCCCUGCCAAACCCUGAGCCGCUGCCGGUGCCACCACAGCCCUUGCCCAAGCCCGAGCCGCUGCCGGUGCCACCUCAGCCUCUUCCCAAGCCCGACCCGCUGCCGGUGCCACCACAGCCUCUUCCCAAGCCCGACCCAUUGCCGGUGCCACCACAACCCCUACCGAAGCCGGAUCCAUUGCCGGUACCACCACAGCCCCUGCCCCAACCCGAACUGCCGAAGCCGGAGCUGCCACCCCCGGUGCUGGCUGGUGAGCUUCCACCAAAGCCAGAGGCAGUGCCACCGAAGCCGGAGGUGGUCCCGCCACAGCCAUGAUCGAUGAGCUACCAUGAUGACUUUAGGGGCGCAUAUUAUUGAAAUGGCGCUCUAAGCAAAUGCAUGCGUGUAAUUUGCUCAUUCGUGUGACGGACAUGCAUGCAUGCUGGGUUAUUGAUGAUAUUGUAUAGCUAGGAUAUCAGAUUUGGAGCGUGAGCGAUGUAUGCGCAUCGCCAUGCCAUCUGAUCCGGCCGUGAUUGUGAUCUGUGUGUUCCGGCCGAGAUCCAUGUGUAUAAAUAAAUGGAUUCGUUUGUAUAUCUAUGUAUUUCUGUCGCACCAUUCAUAUCGAGUUCGACCCUAAAUUACCGAA